Plasmodium vinckei vinckei is the source of this 3807-nucleotide messenger RNA. RefSeq names its product ABC transporter B family member 4, putative. The record is from RefSeq and is a predicted model, not a curated record. Gene Ontology annotation, cellular component: membrane. NCBI's taxonomy places the organism in Eukaryota, Apicomplexa, Aconoidasida, Haemosporida, Plasmodiidae. The transcript has a single exon. Gene Ontology annotation, biological process: transmembrane transport. Bases 1 to 3807 code for a protein of 1268 amino acids. Gene Ontology annotation, molecular function: ATP binding; ABC-type oligopeptide transporter activity; ATP hydrolysis activity.
AUGAAACUGGUAGGCUAUCAAUUUGUCAGAUUAUUAAUUCUUUAUAUACUACUUUAUCAAAAUUACAAUGUAAUAAAUGCUUUAAAUAAAAAUAGGCAUGAUAUUAUACACAAUGGGGCACACCAAAAUAUAUACUAUCCAAUAAAAUGGCACAAUAAAAAUGCUUCAGAAAAAGUAAUCAAAACUAAAAAUAGGCAUAUACAAAAUUUUAUAAUGCCACAAAACUGUUUGCAAAAAAGGGAACAUGACAAUAAUGCCAAAAGGAUUAAUUACACAUUUAUGAAAAAUGUUAAUCACAAAAAAAUACUUAAUUGGGGAAAUAAUAACAACACAUCUCUUUCCCCUUUUUCCUCUCAAAUUGUUAAAAGGCAUAUGAAAUUGUACAACCAAAAAAAUACACUGUCAGACAUAUAUUCCAAAAUUAUAGAAAAAAAUAAAUCCAAAAAUAGCCUAUUAAGUGAUAUGACCAAACUUUUUAAAAUAGUAAAAAAAAGUAAAUAUAUAUUUUGUUUGGGAUUUUUAUUAACUAUUAUAUCUUCUGUUAUGGAUUCUUAUAUCCCAAUUUUUAUGUCAAAAGCUAUUUCACAUAUAAUGAGUAAAAGUGAUGAAAUAAUUGGAAAAAUAAAUGACACACCUUUUAAACCAGUUUUUUUAUUUUCCAACUAUCAAAUUAAUAAACCCCUAUAUGCAUAUAUAUUAGUAUCAAUUUUUAGUUUAUUAUUUUCAUCUUUCAGAUCUUAUACAUUUAAUCUAUGUGCUUAUAUAAGUACAAACAAGUUACAAAAUCACUUAUUUAGAAUAUUAUUACACAAAAAUAUUAAUUACUUUAAAAAAAAAGGAACAGGAGCAUUGUUAAGCCGAUUGAAUAUAGACUCUUCUGAAUUAAUUGAUAUAUUUACUACUAAUAUAAUAGUGUUACUACGGAAUGUUAUUAAAAUGUUGUUAUCCUUUUAUUUUUUAUACAAAAUUAAUGUUAAACUUGUUUUUAUCCCUUUAUGUAUUGUUUUAUGUAUUUAUAAUAUCUCAAUUUUAUUUUCAAGAAUAUUUCGAAGCAUAGCAAAAGAAGAAAGUAAUAACCUUGCAGAAUCAAAUAAUAUCAUAGAACAAUCCAUCAAUAAUUUCUCACUGAUAAAUACAUAUAAUACACAUAAUGAAGAAAUAGAUGCAUUUAAUAAUUAUAUUAAUGAUAUUUGCAAUACCCGAUCGAAACUCGGAUUUUUUUAUAUUUUAGAAAAGUUUAUAAUUCGAUCAAUUGAUAUUAUUACCUUUUUUAGUACACUUAUAGUUAUUAAACAAAUUAUUCAGAACAAUAAUACCAAUAGUGAUAUUAGACAAAUUAUUUCAUCUGUUAUAUAUAUACAAAAAAUUAUAUCUCAAUCUUCUACUAUUGAACAGCAAUAUUCACGGGUUCAAGAAUUAAUAGGAAAUGCUGAAGAUGUUAUUAAACUAAUUGAAAAAGAUACAUUCCAAGAUAAUCAAAAUAAAUCUAUUCAUUUAAAAAAUUCUUAUACGAACUUUUUUAAUUUUACAAAUUUUAAAAAUUUUAUUUUCAAUUAUUCUAUUUUAAAAAAAAUGAAAGCUAUUCAAAAAAAUACAAACUAUGUCACUAAUAUUAUAAAGCCUAACUAUAUUAAACUCUUUGAAAGAAAUUAUAAUAACUUAUCCAAAUACAUAAUGGAUGAUAAACUUGGAUUUGAAGAAACUCAACCAGAUAAAGAAGCCCUACAAGAACAACUUCAAAUGAUUAAUAAAACUGCUCAUAUUGAUAAUUCUACAAAUAAAGACAGUGGAAAUACUCCUGAAAAUUCAACAAAUAAAAUUAAAAAAAAUAAAUUCGAUAUAAGUAUUCAAGAAAUACAUAGUUUUAUCAAAAAUGAUCAUGAACUUAUAAUAAAGUAUAAAUUAGAUAAAAAAUUCACAAACUUUUUAAAAACAAAAUAUAAAAAAAACAUUAUAUCAUUCAUUGUAAAAUUAUAUGAAAAAAGAAAUAAUUUUGUAAGUGAUGAAUAUUUAUUUAUGUUUGAUAAUAUUAGUACAUUUAGCCAAUUAACAGAUGCAGAUAAAAAAAGUAUACUUAAAAUGAGCAAUAUAACAAAUAAUACAAUAUUCAUAACUCUUCUAACUUUUCUAUUUUAUAAUUAUUCAAAGUUUUAUUAUAAAAAACAAAAAAAAAACCCUAUAAAUCUUUUAGAAAAAAAAAAAACAAAAAAUACUUCUACUACACAAGACACAAUUAAUAAUAAUAACACAUCUAUACUUCCAGACGGAUAUAAUAACAAUAUUUCUAAUGAGAAUAUCGUUGAACCUGAUUCUUCGAAUACUGAAGAAAUAAAUCUCGAUGAUGUUAUAAAUGAUCCAAUAAUAUAUGACUUGAAUAUAAAUAGCACUUCUAAUGAGACAAGCAGUUCCUAUGUUAACAACAAAUGCAAUGUUCCCGACACAUCAAAUAAUAGAGAAACAGAUAAAGAAGCUACUCAAAAUUCGAAUGAAAUAAACAAACAAAAUAAUAUAUGCCAAACAGAUAAUGGACUAACUUCAUCACAUUGUGACAUAGCCACUAAUGACGAAAAUUUUAUAAAACUGAAAAAAAAAAAAAAACUUAAAAAAAACAACUUUAAUAAUAUAUUAUCAUAUAUUAUGCAAAAUGCUAUAAAAGAAAUUGAAAUAUUAAGAUAUAUUGAUGAAAAUUAUAAAAAUAUAAAUGAAAAAUUAAUGAUGAAUAAUAUAAAUGCUGACAACAAAAAAGGAAGUAGUCUUACAUUUAAAAAUGUUGAUUUUUAUAUUGAAAAAUAUCCAAAAAAUAAAAUUUUAUCAAAUAUUAAUCUACAUUUUAAUAAUAUGUAUACAUAUGGAAUAUUAAGCUAUAAUAAUUCAGGUAAAAAUGCAUUAACAAAAUUAUGCUCAAAAUUAUACACCAAAACUUAUGGUAGCAUUCUUAUAGAUAAUGAAAAUAUUGAAAAUGUGUCGAAAUAUAUAUUAACAAAAAAAAUGUCAAUAGUUGAAGAAGAUACAUACUUAUUCAGUGAUAGUCUAAUUUAUAAUAUUCUUUAUUCAUACAAUUUUAAAGAAAAAAAAAAUAAUAUUAAUAAUAAGUUAUCAUACUCCAAUUAUAAUAUAGAACUGGAUAAAAAUAAUAUAAAAAAUUGUUUGCAUUUGUUUCAAAGUGAUAAUGACACUCUUAUAAAUAAAGAAAAAAAUAAAAUGAAUGAACCUACAACUAACCAAAACAUAAUUACACAUACACACGAUCAAACUAUACAAGAUCAUUUAUUAAUAGAAAAAAAAAAUAUAAAGACAUGCCUCAUGUGUGGAGAUCAAAUUAAUAUAGCCUUGUUUGAUCAUAAAAAUAAAAAAAUGAAAAAAAUGAAUAUAUAUAAAAAAUAUAAAACACAUUUUAUUACUAAAUUAUAUAAAGAAAUAAUAAAAGUAUCUAAAGUUGUAUGCUUAGAUAGUUUAAUAAAUUCAUAUAAAAAUAAAUAUUUUCAUAAUAUUAAUUCUCAUAACUUAUCAGGAGGGCAAAAACAAAAAAUUUCAUUAGCUAGAGCUAUAAUUAAAAACCCUAAAAUAUUAAUUUUAAAUGAAGCAUUUAGCGCAUUAGAUUCAACAAAUGAAUUAAAUAUUUUUGCAAACAUAAAAAAAUAUCUACCUAAUUCCACUAUUAUUAAUAUUUCACACAAAAUCAUCACAAUUAAACAUUGUGAUUAUAUUUAUGUUUUAAAAAAUGGAAAAAUUAUUGAACAAGGAUUACGAACAAAAUUACAAGAAGACAAAAACAGUGAAUAUUCGAAAAAGCUCAACGAAUUUUAG